UAAAACCUCUAGGAAGAAGAAGAAACACUACCGUAAGCUAGCUAUAACGACGAGUUGCUAACCGAUUUGUGAGACUUUACAAAAGAUAACAGUGCUCUUGAGGAGAGAUAGGGUUACCGCUGCCAGCGGGUCAUGCAGUUUUCUAAAAGGUAAUGAGCCGUAAAGCCUCGGGGUCUCGGCUCAGCGGCGCCCACAAACUACAGCCACACUGGAAUGACUGGCAGCCCAGAGUUGACAGUGUGUCAUCCAGCCAGGACGGACUGAAGUCCAGAGAGCUUGGUUCAGCAGCGUUUUACGACGUGUUGCCCUCCAGCUGCCCUGACCAGCCAGCGGUGUCCAGCGAUGCCUACGCUGCUCCAGAUACACACCAGGAAGAGGGUGGAUAUGCAGCUGGCCAGGGUGUCUGUGAUAAUACGUUUGGUUGGAAGUCGGUGGGGCAAGAGUUGAGGCCCAAUGACGUGACAACGGAUUUGACUCCUUUUCAGCAUGGAAACCGUGCUUUAGCUUCGAAGGACAUGAAGAAAUCGCAGGACAGAGGGAUGGCUCACUCAGAGGAGUCUCGGCUGGCCAACCUCCUACGCCGAGUCUCCAGGGAAGAUGAUCGCGACCGCAGGCUGGCCACCCUCAAACAGCUGAAAGAAUUCAUCAGCCACAGCGAGAGCAAAGUGGCCCUGGUCAAACAGUUGGACACCAUCCUCUGCACCUUGAAUGACAUUUUGAAUGAGAGCAGUAAGCUGCUGUGGGAGUUGCGUCAGGAUGCGGCAGCCUGCCUGGGUCUCCUCUGCACUGUGCUCAGCUACGAGGCUGAGCGCAUCUUCAAGUGGCUCUUUCUGAAGUUCACUUCGAGUGGUCGUGACGAGGUGAAGUUGUUGUACUUGGUGGCAGCACAGCGCUCUUUGGAAGCUGCUGGAGAGCGGAAGGCCUUCUCUCACGUCAUGCAGCUGGUGAUGAGCAACCUACAGUCCAUCCUGGAGAACGUGGACACACCAGAGCUACUUUGUCAAAGUGUAAAGUGUAUUCUUCAGGUGGCUCGCUGCUACCCACAUGUCUUCAGCACCAACUUCAGGGACACAGUGGACAUCUUGGUAGGCUGGCACAUUGACCACACACAGAAGCAGUCACUGACUCAGCAAGUCUCAGGCUGGUUACAGAGUCUGGAGCAGUUCUGGGUGGCAGACCUGACCUUCUCCACCACCCUGCUGGGACAGUUCUUGGAGGAUAUGGAGGCGUAUGCAGAGGAUCUGAACCAUGUGGUGUCAGGCGAGGUGGUAGACGAAGACAUCCCCCCUCCCUCAGUUUCACUGCCCAAGCUGGCAGCUCUGCUGAGGGUUUUCAGUACAGUGGUCCGCAGCAUCGGAGAGCGAUUCAACCCCUUCAGAGGACCACCCAUUACUGAGGUCUAUGUCACUGAUGUACUGAACCGGGUUCUGGCCUGCGUGACCACAGCGAAGCAGGUUCAGUUUUCUGAGGCAGUUCUCACAGCAGGGAAUGAGUGUGUGGGUGUGUUGCUGGCCAGCGUGGAGCCCUGUGGUCAGCUGAUGGAGGCUGUCCUAGCCUAUGGCCUAGACCAGCUGGACUGCUGCCGGGCCUGUGGCUCGGACUACAAUCUGGCAGUGCUCAGCCUUCUUACUCUGAUUGUGGACCAGAUUAACACAAAGCUGCCCGUGUCCUUUGUUGAGAAAUUGUUGGCACCCGACUCCCAGCUGCUGAAUCUGCGCUUCCAUCGAGAGAAAGAGGUGAUGUCAGCUGUUCAUGGUGUGUACCAGGCGCUGCUAAGCCUGAAAAACAUUCCAACACUGGAGGCAGCUUAUAAAUUGGUAUUGGGUGAGAUGGAAUGUGCCCUGUCUAGCCUGACUGUAACCCUGGAACCCACUGGUAGGGCCCUGGCACCCGGCUGCCCUUGCCCCAGCAUCCAGCACCCUGCUUUUGCCUCCCUCACCCUACCCCUGGAGAAGGCUCAGUUCACCCUUAUCUUCAACCUCAGCACCCUCACCACCAUCGGCAACACAAAGAACUCUCUCAUUGGGAUGUGGGCCUUGUCUCCUACGGUCUUCGCUCUGCUCAGUCACAAUCUGAUGCUGGUCCACUCUGAGUUAGCAAUCUACUACCCUGCCAUCCAGUACGCUGUACUCUACACACUGUACUCCCAUUGCACCAGACAUGAUCAUUUCAUCUCAUCCAGCCUCUCAUCAUCUUCUCCCUCCCUGUUCGAUGGCGCUGUCAUCAGCACUGUGACCACAGCAACAAAGAAACAUUUCAGCACACUGCUAAGCCUUCUGGGAGGUCUGCUGGUGAAGGAGCACCUCUACCCCGAGGCCAGGAGGCUGCUGCUGACCUGGGCUCAGGAAAUCUCUGUGCUGAUGAAGAAGUCAGACACCUAUAGCCCUCUCUUCUCUCUGCCUUCCUUCAACAAGUUCUGCAGGGGUCUGCUGGCAAACGGUCUGAAUGAAGAUCAAAGUAUCUCUCUUCAGACCUGCCACAGCUUACAGGUCCUCUCUUCAUCUCUGUCCACUGAGCUGCUGCAGAGGUGUCUGGAUGUGUGCAGAGUCCAGUUGGUCCAUUCAGCAGUGAGGGUGAGGCAGGCCUAUGGCAAGCUGCUCAGGACAAUCCCCCUUGAUGUGGCUUUGAGUAACCAUAGCCACCCUGAGAUGAGGGAGAUCUCACUAGCCAUCCGCCACCACAUGAGCCGAGCACCAAGCAGCACCUUUCACCCCCAGGACUUCAGCGACCUCAUCAGCUUCAUCUUAUAUGGAGUCCUGCACCGUGGAGGAAAGGAUCCCUGGCUGGAACGUCUGUACUACAGCUGCCAGCGACUGGAAAAACGGGAUGGCCGAGGAGGUGUAGAUGGCAGCAGGCCAGGUGUAGUGUCACGGGCACUGUUGAAAACCGAGGUGGUGCUGUGGCAGUGGGCAGUGUGGGAGGCCGCACAGUUCACUGUACUGUCUAAACUCCGAACACCGCUGGGCCGAGCUCAGGACACCUUCCAGACCAUUGAAGGUAUGAUCCGGAGCCUGGCUGCCCACAGUCUGAACCCAGAGCAGGAUGUUGGAGCUUGGGCUGGUGCUGGAGGUGAUGGGGAUGGUCACCACUCCAAUCAGCUCCGUCUCGCUCUGCUUCUUCAGUACCUGGAGAACCUGGAGAAGCUUAUGUACAACGCCUAUGAGGGCUGCGCCAACGCUCUCACUGCCCCACCAAAGGGCAUCAGGACAUUCUUCUACACCAACCGUCAGACGUGCCAAGACUGGUUGACGAGGAUCCGACUAGCACUGAUGAGGGUCGGUCUUCUGUCGGGCCAACCAGCAGUAACCAUUCGCCACGGCUUCGACCUGCUUACAGAGAUUAAGAACAGCAGCAGCCAGGGUCCAGAGCUGGAGGUUCCUCUGACAUUGCUGGUGGAGGCUCUGUGUGAGCUGCGUUGUCCAGAGGCCAUCCAGGGCCUGGCAGCCUGGAGCCUCUUCACCACUGGCAGGAGUCUGGGCUGGCUGUCGUCAGUCGCCCUGCAGGCUGAGGGACGGUUUGAGAAGGCAGCGCUGGAGUAUCAAGAUCAACUGUCUGCAGUUACAGGGAUAGACUGCAGCAUCAAAAGCUCUGAAUGCUGUGUGCUGAAACUCUCCAGCAACACGAGUAGCCCAAAACACACCAGCAACGGUGACAGCAGGAAGACUGUGCUGCUCAAGUCCAGUGAGUGCUCUCCUGAGGUGAUCAACUUUCUGGCCAACAAAGCCUGUCAGUGUUACGUGGCACUCUGUGAUUGGGCCUCUGUUAAGGAGUGGCAGGCCACCUUCCAUACCCUUAAACAGAACUCCAACAAUCCAGUCAGCAUCAACCUGAGGACAGAUUUCAACUACAUCCAGGCUCUGAGCCGCUUUGAGGAGGGAGAUCUUGCCGAAUGUGGGGCUCAGCUGGAGCUGCUGCCCGGAGAGGACUACAGCUCGCUCUCCAGCAGUAAGGACAAGCUGGAUCUGAAGAGGCUUCUACCCUCUAUGAGUCCAGAUCCAGCUGAGCUGCAGAGAGCCAUCGAGGUGCAGCUGCUUCGCAGUGCUGUUAGUUCCAUGACGAAAACCAUUCAACAGCAGGAGCAGAGGAGCACAGCCAAUCCGGAUUCGUUGGUGCGCUGCCUGAAACAGACUGGACGGAUCUGCUUUGGUCCUCUUCGUCUGUCCACACUCACUCUGUCUGAUGCUCUGCCUACCCUGCCUACCCUGCAGCUCCACUGCACUGCCACCCUGGAGAACACACUCACUGGACAAGAAGACUGUGUGAUUCCUCUGUGCAGUGAGGCUCUGAGCUCUUGUAAGCAACAGGAUGUCAAGCCUUUCCUUCAGGCCCUCAGAUACACCAUGUUCCAGAGACAACUCCUUCACAAACUCAAAGGUUACUCUUCCUCCAUAGAUAGUCACCUAAUGGAGCUUUGCCUGACUGCUGUAAAAUUUGCCCGGAAAAAAGGCAACAUUGCCCUGGCGUCCCGCCUGCUCAGUCAGUGCAAUGACAGGACACAGGAAGAUGAGCAGCAGGACGAGCUGAGCCAGGCCUUCAGGCGUCUCACGCUGGAGGGGACUCUGGGGGAGAAAUGGGGACCAGAGCUGCAGAUAGAAAAAGCCAAAGUCCUGAGAACUGCGGGCCAGUCCAUGACAGCCAUGGAGAUGCUGAGCAGGGCUGCUCUGUCCUACUGUCAUGUGGGGAAGAAUGAAGGUGCUGCCUGCCGCUCACUGUUGACACUAUGCAAAUGGCUGUUGGCUGACUGGAAGGACAUGGCACCUCAGCUUAAACAGGUGGUAAAGAAGUCAGGAGCAGUAAACUCAUCCAAUGCUGUGAGCAGCAUGUCACCUCUGAGCCGGAAUAUCUCUGCUCUGCUGGAGCUUCCCCUCGAGGACCAGGGCAUACCCCAUAUCAUCCCUGAGACCUCAGUGAGUGUGGGCGUUGGGGAGCCAGACUUUGUGUUGGGCCUACUCUACCAGCUCUCCACCAGCCUGGCUCCAGAGAUGGCCAAGUCCUGGGCAGCCCUGGCCAGCUGGGCUUACCGCUGGGGCAGGAAGGUGGUAGAUAAUGCCAGCCAAGGGGAGGGAUUGCCUCUUCUUCCUGGGGAGAAGAAGGAGAUAGAGGAGAUGCUGCCAGCAACCACCAGUGAAGAAGACAAGGACUCCAUCUUCAGCAUUCUCGGACAGGCCAUGUGUCGACCUACUGGCAUACAGGAUGAGGACAUGGCUCUACAGCAGGAAGACAAUGAGGAUGACAUGGUAGAUGUGAUCUGGCGGCAGCUCACUGGCUCGUGCCCCUGGCUGGGCGAGGCGGGCCGGCCUGUAACAGAUGGUCUGAUCCAGGUUUGGAGACGGGUGGUGGACCGGAUCUUUGGCCUCUACCGAGUCUCCUGCCAGGCCUAUUUUACCUUCCUCAAGCUCAAUGCUGGACAGGUCCCUAUAGAUGAGGAUGACCCUAAACUCCUGCUGUCCUAUCAAAACAGCAAACAGAGCAAUGACGAUGUGAUCGUCAUGGCAACCCUGCGUCUCCUCCGUCUGCUGGUGAAGCAUGCUGGUGAACUGAGGGAAGGGCUUGAGCUGGGCUUAGCCUCCACACCUACAGCACCCUGGAGGGGUAUCAUCCCCCAACUCUUUUCCCGUCUCAACCAUCCAGAGGCAUACAUCCGACAGAGCAUAUGCAGCCUGCUAUGUCGAGUGGCCCAGGACUCACCACAUCUCAUCCUCUACCCCGCCAUUGUGGGCUCACUCUCCCUGGGAGGGGAGGCUCAGAAUGCUGGGAGUAAAUUGCCAUCAGCUCUGCCCACCUUCUUGGGCAGCAUGCAGGGAGAGGACUUGGGUGGGGAGGAGGAGGAACAGGCAGAGAGCGGUGGGCAAAGAGGAGCUCCAGAAGAGCUGGCAACCUUCUGCUCCAGGCAAGACCAAGCCAUGAUGCAGGACUGUUACAGCAAGAUCGUGGAGAAACUGUCCUUUGCAAACCCUACCAUGGUGCUUCAGGUCCAGCAGCUGGUGGGUGAGCUGCGCAGAGUGACCUUACUGUGGGAUGAACUGUGGCUGGGUGUAUUACAACAGCAACACAUGCAUGUCCUGCGUAGGAUCCAACAGCUGGAGGACGAAGUCAAGCGGGUGCAAAACAACAACACACUGCGCAGGGAUGAAAAGAUUGCCAUUAUGCGUGAGAAGCACUCUGCUCUGAUGCGUCCCGUGGUUUUCGCCCUGGAUCACGUCUGCAGCAUCACAGCAGCUCCAGCAGAGACGCCACAUGAGACAUGGUUCCAACAGACCUACGGUGAUGCUAUCAUAUCUGCCCUGGAGCGACUGAGAAACCCUGCUAACCCUGCCAACCCUGCCAGCAGCUGGCUGUCCUUCAAACAGAUCAUGAUGAGCCUGCAGCAGCGUGCUCAGAAGCGUGCCAGCUAUCUGCUUCAUCUGGAUGAGAUCAGUCCUCGCCUGGUGACUAUGACCACAACAGAGAUGGCCCUGCCAGGGGAGGUGUCUGCAUCAGACGCCAUCACCAUACAGAGCGUAGGCAACACCAUCACUAUCCUGCCCACCAAGACCAAGCCGAAGAAGCUCUUCUUCCUGGGCUCAGAUGGACGCAACUACCCGUACCUUUUUAAAGGUCUGGAGGAUUUGCAUUUGGAUGAGCGGAUCAUGCAGUUCUUGUCAAUUGUCAACACCAUGUUCACCAAGAUCAAUCAGCAGGAGCAGCCACACUUCCACGCCCGCCACUACUCUGUCACCCCCCUCGGAACCCGAUCGGGACUCAUCCAGUGGGUGGACGGAGCCACACCACUCUUUGGCCUCUACAAGCGCUGGCAGCAGAGGGAGGCUGUGUUGCAGGCUCAGAAGGCCCAAGACUCAUUCCAGCAGCAGCCAGUGCCUCCAGUACCCCGCCCCAGUGAGCUCUACUACAGCCGCAUCGGGCCAGCUCUGAAGGCAGUGGGGCUCAGUCUAGAUGUGACACGACGAGACUGGCCUCUCAGCGUCAUGAAGGAGGUGCUGAAAGAGUUAAUGGAGGCUACGCCUUCCAACCUGCUGGCCAAGGAGCUCUGGUGUUCCUGCACCACACCCAGUGAGUGGUGGAGGGUCACUCAGUCCUAUGCCAGAUCCACUGCUGUCAUGUCGAUGGUGGGAUACAUCAUUGGCCUCGGCGACCGUCACCUUGACAAUGUGUUGAUUGACAUGACCACUGGAGAGGUUGUGCACAUUGACUACAAUGUAUGCUUUGAAAAAGGGAAGAGCCUGCGGGUGCCAGAGAAGGUUCCAUUCAGGAUGACCCACAACAUUGAGACUGCUCUGGGAGUCACUGGGGUGGAGGGCAUCUUCAGGCUAUCCUGUGAACAGGUGGUUCAGAUGAUGCGUCGGGGCAGAGAGACCCUACUUACCCUGCUAGAGGCCUUCGUCUAUGAUCCCCUGGUGGACUGGACUGCUGGGGGUGAGGUGGGCUUUGCUGGUGCAGUGUAUGGAGGAGGAGGCCAGCAGGCUGACAGCAAACAGAGCAAGAGGGAGAUGGAGAGAGACAUCACACACUCUCUCUUCUCCUCUAGGGUGGCUGAGAUUAAGGUGAACUGGUUUAAGAAUCGUGACGAGAUGCUGUCAGUGCUGCCACAAGUGGAAGAGGCUGUGGAGGAGUACUUCGUCCUGCAGGAGCUGCUCUGCCAGGGGGAGAAACUACAGGCCAAACUUCAGGAGGAGAUGGCCUUUCUGGAGGGGGCAGAGAACCAUCCAGACCAUCUCAUCCUCUCCUUGGACCAAAGGUACUCUGAACAUACCCAACUGCAGUCGCGGCAGCGGACUGUGCAGGAGGCCAUUCAGAGCAAGCUGGCUGACCUGGACCAGUGGAUCUCCCAGUACCAGGCAGCAUUCUCCAACCUAGAAGCCACCCAGUUGGCCAGCCUGCUGCAGGACAUCAGCAGCCCCAUAGAUCUUGGUCCUCCUAGUUAUGUGCCAGCUACAGCCUUCCUGCAGAAUGCAGGCCAGGCCCACCUGAUCAGCCAGUGCGAGAGUCUGGAGGAGGAGGUGAGCUCCUUACUGCAGCAGCGCCGUGGGGCACUUCGUGGCUGCUUGGAGCAGCUUCACAGCUAUGCUACAGUAGCUUUGCUGUACCCACGGGCUACCCUGCUCCUCCAUCGCUCCCACCAGUGGAAGGCCUGGUUGGAGGAACUGCUGAGAGACAUGACAGUGGAGCACUGCCAGCACAUUUACAGACAAUAUGAGGUGCUGUUUGCCCCCCAGCCUCCUGCAGCCUCCUGCCAGUUCCUGUCCAGUGUGGAGUUGACUUUGCAGCACCAAGUGGCUGACACCAAUGACUGUGUGGUGCACCAAGCAGAACGACUGAAGGCUGAGGGCACAACUGCAGCAGCCUGCGAGGAGCAGCUGCAGGAGAUUGAGCACUGCAUUACAGUCUUCCUUCGGGAGAAUGGAGAGCCGGGCUCCCUCAGCCUGGCAGGAAUCAUCACCUCUGCCCUCUGCACACUCUGCAGGCGGAACCUGGUGAUGGAGGGGGUGGCGGCCAGUGCUGGAGAACAGCUGAUAGACCUGACAUCUCGGGAUGGGGCGUGGUUCCUGGAGGAGCUCUGCAGUAUGACUGGAAAUGUCAGUGCCCUGGCAACACUGUUACAACGCUGCCCACUCCUGCCCCAUGACCUGGAGCUGCCUGCACCCUCAGCUACCACCCAGGCUGUGUACCUGGCCAAUGCUGUGUACACCUGCUUGCAGGAACUGAACACCAACUUCCGUCAGAUCAUCUUUCCAGAGGCUCUGCGCUGUAUGAUAAAAGGAGAGCCCACCCUGGAGUCCAUGUUGGCAGAACUGGAGCAGCUGGUGGAGCAGAGCUCUGAUAGUCUUGGCCUGCAGGGUUUGGCCGACAGUCUUAAGGCCGCCACAGGCCUUGACCACGAUGGGCACAACCACUGCCUCCAUAUCACUAGGAUGCUGCGUGCUCAGUACUCUGAGCUGAUCCAGCCUCGCAGCAUGGAUGGACCGGGCCAGGACACACCAAAAAUGUCUGCAGGUCAAAUGUUGUUGGUGGCCUUUGAUGGCAUGUUCACCCAGCUAGAGACUGCAUUUGGGCAGCUCACAGAGAAGCUUAGUUCUUUGGAGGUGCCAACUGCCUGGAGGAAGGUGGAUGUUCUGAGGGACGCUCGGGCCACACAGCUCAACUUUUUUGACAGCCUGAAUCAGCGGCAGCUAAUGGAAGAAGUAUUCUUCCUCAAGAGACUGCAAACCAUCAGGGAUUUCUUUAGGCUGUGUGCCUCCUUUGCACAGACUCUGUCUGGUACAUGUCCCCAAGCUGAGGACCUGUUACCUUCAAAUGGACCAGUUGGUUUGGGGAAGCCGCUGUACCAGCGGCCCAGUGCAACAGGGUCAGGUGUGACAGUGGUCAGUGAAGAACAAAUGACCCGCCCCAUCAAGGCCUUCACAGCUGAGUUUGUUCGUCAGAUGCUCAUGGGUGUGCCCAGCCAAGCCCUCGGUCUGGCCCUCUGCAGCACCCUGUCUGCCCUCGGCCUGGACGUUGUCACCAUGGUGGAGGCGAAAGACUUUGGUGCAGAGAGCAAGGUGUCUCUGGAUGAGCUUUGUAAGAAGGCAGUGGAGCAGAACCUGACAUCAGGCCAGGUCUCCCAGCUGCUGCUGAACAGAGCCACAGUGCUGGCUUCCUCCUAUGACACGGCCUGGAAGAAAGUGGACCUGCUGAGGAGGUUGGACACCAACCUGGAGGCCAUCAAGGCCAGCCUGCAGAGGAGCCAGCUUCACACUGCCAUGUUUCAGUGGCUGCAUGAGGAUGUUCUGGGCCCCAAUAAUCAGCCUCUAAGUGUGAGCAUUCCUCCUCGCUCCAUCAUCCUCAGCAACAUGAAGAAGAAGCUGUACAAGCUGAGUCAGGACGAGGGAGCCAUAGUCGCCAUUCAGGAGAAGCUGGCGUCGCUGGAGGCUAGCAUCGAGCAGCGUCUGAAGUGGGCUGGUGGAGCCAACCCAGCACUGGCCCCCGUCCUGCAGGAGUUUGAAAUGACCAUCAGGGAGAGACGUGCCAUGGUGGCCAGAGAGAACCAGCGCACCAGCCAGGUCACCUUCUUGUGCUCUACCAUCCUGAAUUUUGAAGGCCUUCGAACCCGAUCCCCCGAGGCCCUCAACAUGGAUGCAGCACUAUUUGAGCUGCUGAAGCGCUGUCAGCAAACCUGUUCCUAUGCUGCCCAGUAUAGCAGCACAGUGUCUCAACUGGAGCUCCAACUACUGCACAGACUGAGUCCAGUGCUGGACCUGCCCAUAGGCAGUCCUGAUUGGCUGAGCUGUGCCCAGAGGCAGCUGGAGGAGGAGCUGAGCAUUGAACGGAGGACUCAAGAGGAGCGGGAGCAGCAGCUGGAGUCGUGUGGAGAGACACUGCAGCUUCUGGUCGACUCCGUUAAAACCAUUCUGUCCAACCACAACCGCCAACUGGCCGACGUCAAGCACCUGCUGAGAGCCAUGGCUAAGGAUGAGGAGGCAGCAUUGGCAGAUGGUGAAGAGGUGGCAUAUGAGGGCAGCGUGCGUCACUUCCUGUUGGAGUACAAAUCAUGGCAGGACAACAUCCAGCUGGUCUUAUUCUCUGUGGUCCAGGCCAGUGGGCAGCCUCGCAACCAUGAGCAGCUUGAACUGCUGGAGGAGAUUUCUGGUACCCUGAAGGAACUGCACUCCCAGAGCCAGAGGUACUCACAUACACGUAUAUUCUCAUAUAUACAUUUCAUUUCCCUGUAUAAAUCCUGUAUUAAUAUUCUGUGUGUGCAUCACUACAGUGUGUAUAAUGGUCUGGUGGGCUUUGCCUCCCCACUGGUGACAGACAGAGACAGUGAAUGUGCCAGUCCUGUUUCUACAGCACAGACGAGCUUUGCUGCAGCUGUUAGAUGCAGUGGGGUGAAGACCCAGCCAGACUCAAUGUCCCAGAAUGCACGCAGGGCUCUGCCACGUAAUCUGGGAACCCCCACUGACACCCCACCCAGCACUCUGCUGAUGAACAGCAAAGGCCUCAACCCCAGCCCCAAGAGGGCCAUACGAGACCCCAAAACAGGACGAGCUGUCCAGGAGAGGAACUCGUACGCGGUCGGUGUGUGGAAGAGAGUGAAAGCCAAGCUGGAGGGCAGAGACAUUGAUCCCAACAGGAGGAUGAGCGUCACAGAGCAGGUGGACUUUGUCAUCAAGGAGGCCACCAACAUGGACAACCUGGCCCAGCUGUAUGAGGGCUGGACUGCCUGGGUGUGAAUGCUAUGCUGCUUCAUGUCUUUGGUCCAACGAAGGCUUGGUGAUCCACCAGAGUCCAGUGGGUCUGGGGUGUCGGAACAGCAGCUCCGGGCCACACUGGGGGGAGGAAAUGGGAAGCGGAUGCUUAGUCCGCCCUCCCAAACUCCUGGGCACCCAAACUGGGGCAGCGUCCUCGUAGCACCGCUGCAACCACACUCCCCCAACCAUCGGCGAUCGGGCUAACACAACGCUUAGUGGGACUGCGGCCCCGCCUUCCUUUCUGGGGUUUGACCAGGCAAAGCAGUGUCGAAUGGGGGAGGGGGGAAGGAGAGCAAAGGCCUCCUCACCCUCAACUUGGAAAGACCUUCCCCCCUCACCUGCAUAGCUCACUAUCAAGUUGUACCCAUAAACAUCAAACAUUGAGCCAAUCAAACUCCACCUGAGGGCAGGAUGAAGCAGUGGAAGUGUUUCCCUUUUGAAGCACACAGCUGACACGCUGUGGGUGGGACUUCACCGGGGCUGCAGCUCAGAUGAAUGGGGCAUUUAUAUGGCUGCACUUGUCUUUCUCUAAUCUUUUCCUCAAUGGUAUUGUUAUUCUGAUACACGAUUGAGCAGGAAUGAUGAGAACGAAGGUUCAACAGGAUUCUUAAGGCUGCAUGGACACCCACCUGAAAUGUAAUUAAAGUGGAAAACAAUAAUCAAACUGUGCUUUGAUAAACCGUAAAGACUUUGACACGUCUCUGAAGUGUUAGAUUUCCCAGAAUAACAGAUUAACUGGAGUUGUUUUCUCAGGAAGGUUCUCUGUGCUUUCGUGGAUAAAACUAAAACGUCCUGUCGUGUGAAAUAGUUUUGGAUGGCUCAUUUGUGAGCUUAGAACGGACAUGUAAAGUCACUAAAUGAGGGAGUCUGAUUCUUUUCUUCAGUGUGCAUCUUUAGUCUGUGUUGUGCUUUGUAACUAUCUUAAGGCCUCCUUUAGAUAGAACUGUAGGAGUAGAUUUCUGCUUUUGUUGACUUGCCUGUCAGAAGCUGUUGCUUGCCUCAUACGUAUUCACUCCCCAGCCCUAAUGCUUGCGUUUUAUUAAUAUUUACCUUCUAGUUUUACAUUUUUAGUGGGAGAAAUUAUGUUUUUGGUGAUGGUGCAAAAUGUUAAUUCUUAAAGCUUUUAUUGGAUUUUGUUGGAUGCCAAAUAAAUAAACAUGGAACUCAGAA
Molecule: messenger RNA, 12395 nt
Organism: Siniperca chuatsi (mandarin fish)
Lineage: Eukaryota; Metazoa; Chordata; Actinopteri; Centrarchiformes; Sinipercidae
Gene: smg1
Product: SMG1 nonsense mediated mRNA decay associated PI3K related kinase
Exons: 63
Coding region: 153-11207 (3684 amino acids)
Biological process (GO): nuclear-transcribed mRNA catabolic process, nonsense-mediated decay; phosphorylation
Cellular component (GO): nucleus
Molecular function (GO): protein serine/threonine kinase activity; protein binding
Source: RefSeq, a predicted model, not a curated record